Messenger RNA from Hydra vulgaris (swiftwater hydra), 1911 nucleotides. RefSeq lists its product as uncharacterized. The record is from RefSeq and is a predicted model, not a curated record. Gene Ontology annotation, molecular function: DNA-binding transcription factor activity, RNA polymerase II-specific; RNA polymerase II cis-regulatory region sequence-specific DNA binding. Lineage: Eukaryota; Metazoa; Cnidaria; Hydrozoa; Anthoathecata; Hydridae. Gene Ontology annotation, biological process: regulation of DNA-templated transcription; cell differentiation; anatomical structure morphogenesis.
UUGAAAAUUUAACUGAUUUUGUUUUGUUUUGCAUGCAAACAUGCUCUAUUGUUUCCAAAGAGCGGUUUGUCGAGUUUAUAAUACCAUAAUGAAAGAAAAGAAAAAAUGUUAUGAUAGCCUAAUAACAAAAGAUCCAAUACUUAAAACUUUUCGACCUUGAGAUUUUGUUAAUCUAUUUACAUAUUUACGAAUAAUAGAAUAGUGAAGUUAAAACAUGACAGCUAAAUAAAGAGAAAUGUUUAUGGAUAACUGUGUGUUAGAAAUCAUACGCAAAAUCUGUGAGGUGAAAAAUAGAACGGAAAAUAAGCAAAACAACGAAGAUUUGUACUUACAAGAAUUUUGUCAAAAUGGCUUCUGAUUUAGAUAAACCAAAAGGACAUAUUAAACGGCCAAUGAACUCGUUUAUGGUGUGGUCUAGAAUGGAGCGAAAACGGAUUAGCGAAGCAAACCCCAAAAUGCAUAAUUCCGAAAUUUCAAAACAGUUAGGUACUUCUUGGAAAAUGCUAUCGGAAGAAGAUCGAGCGCCAUAUGCCGAGGAGGCAAAAAGACUUCGAGAUUUACACAUGUCAGAAUAUCCAGACUAUAAAUACCGUCCAAAACGUAAACCAAAAGCCUCUUCAGUAAAUCAAGAAAAAUUGCCUUCUAUUGCACCUAAGCGCCCUAGCAGUAUUCCGCUUGCCGAUUAUACUCAAUCUAGAUCUGUACCGACAGCUGUACCUGUUUAUACUGGCUUUCAUCGUAGGACGCCUGAAUACCGUCCUCAUGCGGGUCCAGAAAACGUAACUACAGUUGUUUACCCUCACUCUCGAUAUUACCGAACUGAUAGUCCAGAAAAAGUCUCUCAUACUCACAGUCCAUUGGAUCAUUAUCAUGGAAGAAGUCCUCCUAUACGAAUUUAUCACAGAAGCCCGCCCUCACCUUAUGACUCUCGAGAACAUUAUUCGCGUUCACGUGAAAAUCAAAGAGAAUCCUUAGGUAUUCGCCCAAGAAGUCGUAGUCCAGUAACUCGUUACUAUAGUUACGAUGAAGAUAUUGCAGAUCCAAAAUCUGAUUAUGAAGAUGGAGAUGCAAAAUAUCACCAAAAAUUAAGUGCAGAAAAAAAGAGAAAAGGUGUCGAUGAUUUACUAGGUGAAAAAAUGCGUGCAAAAGCCAGAGCCGAACAAAUAAAACAUUGGGAAAAUGAUAAAGGUUAUAAUGGCUAUGAUGAAUACACAAAAUAUAGUCCUGAAUUUCUCAGUAAAUCAUAUGUUGUACCGAUUCCAGUUAUGGUUCAUAGAAGAGGAUCUCCUCACCACAUGGUUCAUACUAACAAAAAUGAAGUUUGUCGUGAAGAGUGCUGCAUUGUUCCUGCAGUCCGUUACCUUCCUCAUAGCUACCAUCAUCAUCAUAACUACCAUGAUAUAAGAGCAUACGAAAAUCAUCCAAAACAUUGUUUUUGUUCUGAAUGUAAAAGGAUAUCUCCUAAAUCCAAAAGAUAUUCAACGGUUCAAAGUUAUUCCGUUGAUGAGUGUACCCCUCAUCAAAAUAUGAUAGAGAAAAAACUUUCUAUGACAGAAAGAGAAAUUUCUAAAAACGAGACAAGCGAUGACAGCGAUUCUAGUGUUAAAAUUAAUUCUAACGUUAAAAUUGAAGGAAAAGCUCUAGAGCAAUCAAAUAAUCAAAUAAAAGCUAUGUAGUAGUUAACUGAGACAUUUUAAUAGCUUAUAUUUCUUAAUAAAAUAAAUGUGAAAUAAGUCAAGAUAAGUCAAAAAGGAGCUAGUAAAAAAAGUUCCUAGGACCACACGAAGCCAAUCAAUUAACAAUCUUACAGUAAAAAAAAAACGAGUUAAAGUUUUGUAAAUAGGUGAUAAAAAUUUUUAUCAUAAAUAUAUAUAUGUAUAUAUAUAAAUAGAAAAAAAACUUUUUUUGUAA